UUCUCCCCAUCAGCCAAUCCAGAGUUUUGUCUCCGUAAGUGAACAAAUGGGGCAGUAAUGGGCAGGAGGAGCAGAUGGAGUUUCUGCCCUGUGGAGUCCUCUUCCUCCUCGCAGCUUCGGCCUCCCUGUUGGGGAUCAACCCAGGAAGAUCCUCCCAUUCCUUACUCCACACAUACAUGAAAGAGUCAGAUCAGUCCUUGUUCAUCCUCUCCACAUACCUGGAUGGCAAGCGCAUCACCCGCUAUGACAACAAGAAGCAUUCGGUUGAGGUGGUGCUCCCCAGGGUGCAAGCGUUCUUGCAGAAUGAUUCCGAGACCAACCGCUGGGAGAUCGAUCACGCGAAAGAUGCUGAGGAAUAUUUUGGCCUGGCUUUGUAUCACCUGAAUAAGCUCUACAACCAAAGUUCAGCCAUUCACGUCUUGCAGUGCGUCACUAAUUGCAGCCUGGGCACAGAUGGCGGGGCGGAAUGGCUAAUCAAGUGUGCCUACGAUUGGAGGGACGUCCGCCUGCACCAGGACACUUUCCCCAGGAAGGCCUUGGAGGAUAUCUGGGAAAUGACCGAGCUAUGGGAGGUGUACCGAAGGGAGAGCUGUCCACAGACUCUUUGCCGGUGGCUACAGGAUGGCAAGAAAUACCUCCAGGAGACCAAAAGGCCCGAGGUGGAGUUGAAAGCUAAGGAGCGCGAUGGUUUCAAGACACUCUUCUGCCGAGCCUACGGUUUCGAGCCUGUGAUGAUCAGAAUGACCUGGGAGAAGGACGGCUGGGAUUGGCAGGCACAUACCUUCCACGGGAUCGUUGCGCCCAAUGUGGACGGGACUUACUACUUCUGGAUCAGCGUCCGAGUUGGCCCUGAGGAGGAGGGCCGUUACGUGUGCCGUGUGGAACAUGCAAGCCUGGCAGAGCCACUGGAGCGGACUUGGGAGGAAUCUGCAUCUGUACGACAGAGAUUUGGGACCAUCGUCUCUGUGGUAGUCAUGGCAAUACUUUCGUUGGUCACCACCAUUUAUUGCAAAUGUUUCCGGCAAGAAAAACAAACCUGUCCGCAGAGCCCUGCCGCCUUGCCCCAGGGUAAGUGGAGUCCUGAGAGAGGAGCAGCAGCCACCUCAGGAUCCUGCAAAUAUGAGGGGAAUGUGGGAUUUCUGAUCACGGGGCUUCGUGGAACUCCUUGCCAAGGGUUGGCCUGGAACUACUUGAUCCCGGAGAAACAUUGCCUGGUGGUGAGACUCAAGGAGCGCAGGAGGACGGAGAAGGACGUCCGGGAAACCAUCAGUUUUGUGCCCUCU
Pogona vitticeps (central bearded dragon) is the source of this 1283-nucleotide messenger RNA. The record is from RefSeq and is a predicted model, not a curated record. Lineage: Eukaryota; Metazoa; Chordata; Lepidosauria; Squamata; Agamidae.